This is a messenger RNA of Chrysochloris asiatica (Cape golden mole), 663 nucleotides long. Its product is annotated as histone H3.1-like. Gene Ontology annotation, cellular component: nucleosome. The transcript is spliced from 2 exons. Gene Ontology annotation, molecular function: protein heterodimerization activity; DNA binding; structural constituent of chromatin. The coding region runs from base 1 to 663 and encodes 220 amino acids. The record is from RefSeq and is a predicted model, not a curated record. NCBI's taxonomy places the organism in Eukaryota, Metazoa, Chordata, Mammalia, Afrosoricida, Chrysochloridae.
AUGGCUCGUACAAAGCAGACCGCUCGUAAGUCUACUGGAGGGAAAGCGCCGCGCAAGCAACUGGCUACCAAGGCGGCCCGCAAAAGCGCUCCCGCUACCGGCGGCGUGAAGAAGCCGCAUCGCUACCGCCCUGGAACGGUGGCCCUGCGUGAGAUCCGCCGCUACCAGAAAUCUACUGAGUUGUUGAUCCGGAAGCUACCGUUCCAGCGGCUGGUGCGCGAAAUUGCGCAGGACUUCAAGACCGACCUGCGUUUCCAGAGCUCGGCCGUGAUGGCGCUGCAAGAGGCGUGCGAGGCCUACCUGGUAGGCCUUUUUGAGGAUACCAACCUGUGCGCUAUUCACGCCAAACUCAUGUCAGGUCGUGGCAAAGGCGGGAAGGGUCUUGGAAAAGGCGGCGCCAAGCGCCACCGUAAGGUACUCCGCGACAACAUCCAGGGCAUUACCAAACCUGCCAUACGGCGCCUAGCUCGGCGCGGCGGCGUGAAGCGUAUCUCUGGUCUGAUCUAUGAGGAGACUCGUGGAGUUCUGAAGGUCUUCCUGGAGAACGUAAUCCGCGACGCCGUUACCUACACCGAGCACGCCAAGCGCAAGACGGUCACCGCCAUGGACGUGGUCUAUGCGCUCAAGCGCCAGGGACGCACCCUCUAUGGCUUCGGGGGUUAA